Molecule: messenger RNA, 1096 nt
Organism: Bombyx mori (domestic silkworm)
Lineage: Eukaryota; Metazoa; Arthropoda; Insecta; Lepidoptera; Bombycidae
Product: prostatic acid phosphatase
Exons: 6
Coding region: 330-1076 (248 amino acids)
Source: RefSeq, a predicted model, not a curated record
GGAAAAUAAAAAAAUAGUUAUUUUUUUAAUAGGUUAGCAGACACGGCGAUAAAACUCCGGUUCAUUCGUAUUCUAAGCCUAUCAACGGUCUAGGGUUUGGAGCUUUCUUGCAAAAGAUUGUUUUCGGUGAGAGUAAUGUAACGAAACAAAUCAACAGUGGCUAUGAAGUCGGAAAAUUUAUUAGAAAACGGUACGACACUCUGUUAUCGGCCGAUUUUGAUCCCAGCGAGAUUUACGUGAGAUCGACGUUUUUCCCUAGGACCAUAAACAGUGCUCUCUAUGCGCUUUCCGGGAUAUAUUCAUUGAAGGAAGAGGAGUGGUUGAAGCCCAUGGAUUGGAUACCGUGCCCAUAUAAUACGGUUUUGCCUAAAUAUGAUUAUAACACAGCGUUCAUGAACUGUCCACGUUACUCUACAUUCAUGGGCACAAUCCUAUCCGGCAACCGGGAGCUGUCUCCAUUCCUGUCACUCUUCGAGAAGCUCUCGGGCUUACUAGGUUUCAACAUCACCAAGAACCCCAUGAGCCUUAUGGGGCUUUACAACCUUAUAGUGGCGCAGCGAGGCGUCGGACAUAAUUCAAUACUGUCUGAAAUACUUUCGCACCUCCCGCUGAUCAAAGAAGUGUGUGAUAAAAUCAUAAGUAUAGUGUUUGGAGACACGAGAUAUUUACCAUUGCAGUCAGGUGUCCUUCUCGAUGGUUUCUUGACAGCGGCAUCCCAGGUUCAGGCCGGUCAGAAGGUACCGAAAGUGUACCUGCAUUCAGCUCACGACUUCAACGUGUACUCUAUGAUGGCCGUGACGAAGGUGAACACAACUGGCAUGCCGAACUACGGAGCAUCCUACUCGUUGGAACUGAGGAGGGAAAGGAGCACUCAAAAGUAUUUCGUGUUGCCAGUCUUCAUGAACGGACCAGGGGAGCCCGAGAUCUAUCUGACGAGUGAGGGCUGUGACGGACCGCUCUGUGAGUGGGAGAAGUUCCAGAGCAUCAUUUCAUCGCACGCUCUCGACGUCACCAACUGGAGGAACAGCUGCGGCUGGAACGAGGACAUCGACGUAGACAAUUGUGCGGACUAUUAAAAUAAAUGAUUGUAAUAGGA